Messenger RNA from Phycodurus eques (leafy seadragon), 12015 nucleotides. Its product is annotated as vitamin D3 receptor A. The transcript has 10 exons. Gene Ontology annotation, biological process: positive regulation of transcription by RNA polymerase II; cell differentiation; negative regulation of transcription by RNA polymerase II. NCBI's taxonomy places the organism in Eukaryota, Metazoa, Chordata, Actinopteri, Syngnathiformes, Syngnathidae. Bases 297 to 1559 code for a protein of 420 amino acids. Gene Ontology annotation, molecular function: zinc ion binding; nuclear receptor activity; vitamin D response element binding. The record is from RefSeq and is a predicted model, not a curated record. Gene Ontology annotation, cellular component: nucleus.
GGCGGGACAACUGGAGCAGCGCUUGUCCAGCUACAUUGUUAAUACGUACCACAAGACUGGACUAAUGGUCCCUUUCGUAUGGACAAAUUUUGGUUUCAUACCGAGGAGAAGUUUUUCACUGGAGAGAAUUCCUUAACCCAUCGCCUUCAACUGGCUCGAAAAAAUUGGCCACCACAAAAUUUUGGCCCCCCCACCCCCCUCCCUCCCUCCCUCCCUCCCUCCAUGCAUCCCUCCUUCCUCCUCCUCCUCCCUCAGCAACCACUGCACAGAGUGAACGUUGAUAUGCUACAUCAGUGAUGGAGCCCAUGACGGUUACUACAUCGGUGGCAGGACCAGAUGAGUUUGAUCGCAACGCCCCGCGGAUAUGUGGGGUUUGUGGCGACAAGGCCACUGGCUUCCAUUUCAAUGCCAUGACCUGUGAAGGUUGCAAGGGCUUCUUCAGGCGCAGUAUGAAGCGUAAAGCCGCCUUCACCUGCCCGUUCAACGGAAGCUGCACCAUCACCAAAGACAACCGACGUCACUGCCAGGCCUGUCGUCUCAAGCGCUGCAUUGACAUUGGCAUGAUGAAAGAGUUCAUCCUCACAGAUGAAGAGGUGCAGAGGAAGAAGGAAAUGAUAUUGAAAAGGAAGGAGGAGGAGGCAGCCAAGGAGGCUUCGAGGCCUCGGCUCAGCGAAGAGCAGGCCCAGAUCAUCUCUUCGUUGGUGGAGGCUCACCACAAGACUUACGAUGCCUCCUAUUCAGACUUCUCCCGCUUUAGGCCUCCAGUGCGUGAAGGUCCAGUAACACGCAGUGCCAGCAGAGCCGCCUCCCUUCACUCUCUGUCUGAUGCUUCCUCCGACUCCUUCAAUCACUCGCCUGAGUCGCUAGACACCAAGAUGAACUUGAACAACCUGUUAAUGAUGUACCAGGACGGCGCAAGCAGUCCAGACUCUAGCGAGGAGGACACCAAGCUCUCCAUGCUGCCCCAUCUGGCCGACCUAGUCUCCUACAGCAUCCAGAAGGUCAUAGGGUUUGCCAAGAUGAUCCCAGGAUUCAGAGAACUGACUGCGGAAGACCAGAUUGCUCUGCUGAAAUCGAGCGCCAUUGAGAUUAUCAUGCUACGCUCCAAUCAGUCAUUCAGCCUGGAAGACAUGUCCUGGAGCUGUGGAGGGCCUGACUUCAAAUACUGCAUCAAUGAUGUCACGAAGGCGGGUCACACUCUGGAGCUGUUGGAGCCGUUGGUCAAGUUCCAGGUUGGCCUGAAGAAGCUCAAUCUACAUGAGGAGGAACACGUCCUGCUCAUGGCCAUCUGCCUGCUCUCCCCAGAUCGUCCCGGUGUGCAGGACCACGGCCGCAUCGAGCAGCUCCAGGACCACAUGUCGGAGACACUUCAGGCCUACAUCCGAGUCAACCACCCCGGCGGACGCCUUCUCUACGCCAAGAUGAUCCAGAAGCUGGCCGACCUUCGCAGCCUGAACGAGGAGCACUCCAAGCAGUACCGUUCGCUCUCUUUCCAGCCCGAGCACAGCAUGCAGCUCACCCCGCUGGUGCUGGAGGUUUUUGGCGGUGAGGUGUCAUAGUAGACACACAUACGCACAGUUAUCGCCUUCAUCCCACCAACCCCCAUCACCACCACCGCUGGAAAACCGCUGCUUUUGAAGGCUAAUAACACGAGUAAAUUCAUCCUCAUGUGCCACACUCCUCAUCUAGAACCCAGCUGCCAAGACUCCUGGAUGCAUGAAACUCAGAAUUCAAGGAUUCUGUGGAUACCUGCGCCACUCGGAUAACCAGGUUAUUCCAAACCCAAUUCCAAUGACGUUGGGACUUUGUGUUAAACAUAAAUAAAAACAGAAUACAAUGAGUGCAAAUCAUGUUCAACCUAUAUUUAAUUGAAUACGCUACAAAGACAACAUAUUUAAUGUUCAAACUGAUAAAUGUAUUGUUUUUAGCAAAUAAUCAUUAACUUAUAAUUUUAUGGCUGCAACACGUUCCAAAAAGCUGGGACAGGGUCAUGUUUACCACUGUGUUACGUCACCUUUUCUUUUAACAACGUUCAAUAAACGUUUGGGAACUGAGGACACUAAUUGUUCAAGCUUUGUAUGUGGAAUUCUUUCCCAUUCUUGCUUGAUAUACAGCUUCAGCUGUUCAACAGUCUGGGGUCUCUGUUGUCAUAUUUUAUGCGUCAUAAUAAUGCACCACAAAUGUUCAAUGAGAGACAGGUCUGGACUGCAGGCAGGCCAGUCAAGUACCUGCACUCUUUUACUACGAAGCCACGCAGUUGAAACACGUGCAGAAUGUGGUUUGGCAUUGUCUUGCUGAAAUAAGCAGGGGCGUCCGUGAAAAAGACGUUGCUUGGAUGGCAGCAUAUGUUUCUCUAAAACCUGUAUGUACCUUUCAGCAUUAAUGGUGCCUUCACAGAUGUGUAAGUUACCCAUGCCAUUGGCACUAACACAGCCCCAUACCAUCACAGAUGCUGGCUUUUGAACUUUGCGUCCAUAGCAGUCCGGAUGGUUCUUUUCCUCUUUAGCCCGGAGGACACAACGUCCCCAAUUUCCAAAAACAAUUUAAAAUGUGGACUCAUCAGACCACAGAACUCUUUUCCACUUUGCAUCAGUCCAUCUUAGAUGAACUCGGGCCCAGAGAAGCCGGCGGCAUUUCUGGGUGUUGUUGAUAAAUGGCUUUUGCUUUCCAUAGUAGAGUUUCAAGUUGCACUUACGGAUGUGGUGCCGAACUGUAUUGACUGUCAUUGGUUUUCUGAAGUGUUCCUGAGCCCAUGUGGUGAUAUCCUUUACACAUUGAUGUCGGUUUUUGAUGCAGUGCCGCCUGAGGGAUCGAAGGUCAAGGGCAUUCAAUGUUGGUUUUCGGCCUUGCCGCUUACAUGCAGUGAUUUCUCUAGAUUCUCUGAACUUUUUGAUGAUAUUAUGGACCGUCGAUGAUGAAAUCCCUCAAUUCCUUGCAAUUGUACGUUGAGGAACAUUGACCUUAAACUGUUGGACUAUUUUCUCACGCACUUGUUCACAAAGAGGUGAACCUCACCCCAUCUUUGCUUUUGAAUGAGUGAGCAAUUCAGAGAAGCACCUUUUCUACCCAAUCAUGGCACCCACCUGUUUCCAAUGAGCCUGUUCACCUGUGGGAUGUUCCAAACAGGUGUUUGAUGAGCAUUCCUCAACUUUCGCAGUCUUUUUUGCCACCUGUCCCAGCUUUUUGGAAUGUGUUGCAGCCAUACAAUUCUCAGUUAAUGAUUAUUUGCUAAAAACAAUCAAGUUUAUCAGUUUGAACAUGAAAUAUCUUGUCUUUGUAGUGUAUUCAAUUAAAUAUAGGUUGAACAUGAUUUGCAAAUCAUUGUAUUCUGUUUAUAUUUGUUUAACACAACGUCCCAACUUAAUUGGAAUUGGGGUUGUACAUCUUGACAUCUUCUGAACACCCCUAAACGCUACAGUUCCCCAUAACAUUUAUCAACUGAAUGUGCUGGAUGGAGGGAUUCGACGACCAACCCUUGUCUCCAUCAUCCUCAUCAUGGUACUUGAGGUUCACAUGCCCAAUUGGAGAGGAAUACACAGCUUUGCUCCGCAGAUGGCACAAGCUAAGACAUCCAAACAACGGCAGUCUUAGAGGAGGAAUACUUGCUGGUUACAAACAAGCUCUGUGUAUCUGUGCUCGGAUGAAGAAGGAAAAGCCUGUCAGGAUUGAUGGGAAAAAAAAGAAUGGCAACCGAGAGAGACCCACUACAGUUGGAAUUCCUUGCUGUCCAGUCAAAAGGAAAUUUUGCAGGAAUGUAUGUAUAAAGCUAUAUAAAUAAAAUGUAUAAGCUCAACUAGAUCGAUACAGUAUACGCAAAUAUAUAUAUUUAAGACAGAUGGGUGCUUCAGAGGAAGCACAUUGGUAAUAUGUCAUGUAUAGCGGGGUUUCCCAAACUUUCUAAACUUACAUUGACUUAAACUGUACAUAAACUAAUGAUAUUGAACUCAGAAGACACACUUAUUACAACAAAGCUAAAGAGAGAGUUUACCUGGUUGACGAUCAAUAACAAACAGUUCUACUUAGACAAUCGUCGACCCUCAGUUUGGGAAAGCCUGCUGUAUAGGAUUUGAAGGCCCCCUCUCAGUGUGUGUGUGUGUGUGUGUGUGUGUGUGUGUGAUAUGAGUCCUCGUUGACCAGACGAAUGCACUGUGAGAGGAGUCCUAUGUUUGUGCAGUAUAACAAAAUAUUGGUGGACCACAGGGGGUUUGAGUUCAGGCCCUGGCUGAGGCCUCGGAAUCUCCCGUUUUUCUUUGUUUGUUUUUUGGACCUGUGAAGUUUCUAGACUGACAAAGAUGACGUUAUGUUGCGGUGGAUAGCCGCUAUCUGCCGUAUUUGAGUUGGGCUGCUAAGACCUGUUACCUCAGGGAAAAGUUCUGUGCGUACGUGGUGUUGAUAACGUGUGUCAGGCGUAAGCUUACAAUCAGAAGAUAACCUUUUCGAAGCUCUCUGCAUCACUGUGAUUUCUAAUCGUACCAGAUAACAGUUAAUGUAAGCUGCAAGUCAUAAUUAUAACCGCAUUGCCCCAUUCCUAAUUAAUUGGAUCAAUGAAUCCGAGGUCAAAGCUAAAGUACAUUUCCAGCCGUCUGUCCAUUGGAGGGUGGAGACUUUGGACCCACACCUAAGGUUAUCAUCAAUUGAUUCAGGAUGAAACCUGAAGGUAGCGAUAUAGAAAAUAAAGACAUGUUGGGUUCUAAUGUGAUGAUGCUUUCAACAGCGUGGCGAGUGAUUAAAAAGGAACGUUUAACCAUCACUACAUAUGUCGCUUGUCAGCCCCUCAGCAGGCCUAGAGCUCCCCCUUGUGGACAUAUUGUGUAAAUACCACUUGCUCUGUCUGGUCUGUACAUAUUUAGAAUGUAAUGUAGCCAAAAUACUAAGAGAAUUCAAUAUGCUCUGGAGUUACAGGCACUAUAUGCAAUGAGUAGUUAUGGACCCUUGUGCUGUAUUAUUCAACUUGAUGGAUGGAGUUGACGCUUCCGGUGAACACGUUUGACUUGUCGGAGUAAGCAAAACACAUUUAAAAUGUGUUGUUAUUGUUUUUCUACAUUUUGGACCGUUCUAAAACCAAACCGUUGCAAACUAUUAGCAUUGGCGGAAUGUUUCAAACUCUCGUCACUUAACAUUCCUAUGCAUGAAAGAAAUGUACAAGUCGGUGUGGCCGCCACACGGCGUCCCCUCCAUCCAUCCCAAGCUUGUGGGUGUAAGUAUUUUCAUUCUCUCUCAGAAGUGAAUUGAUAAGCUUUUGGCAGUGUUAAAGUACUAUUACGAUUUGGGUGAAAGUUCUUUCUCUGUUGCGCUAAUCCACAUUCUGUAGCUUGAGCUUGUCUUGCUGCCUGAGGACUUUUGGUUUCAUGGAUCAGUGAUGAGCAAGGAGGACUCCUUCCUGGAACCUUUUCCAUGCGCCCUUGGUUUUAACUGAGCAACAGCAGUCCUCAUUUUUAGGGCAGGGAAACAACACAAUUCUCCCGCUUUUCUACCGGAAUACGUACAAGACCGAACGCCAUAUCGGCCACCUUAAGGGAAGGAGUGAAUUCUUGCCCCAAUGGCAUGAUGGUCAACUCACACUGACACGAACAUUAGCCAGUGGCCACCAGCAUGGGCGUGCCUCAUCAACCAACAACCACCAUACCGCCUCAUCUUCCGCAGGAGCCAGUAUUACUGCAGUCGAUGACUCAUCACAGCUUUAACCCAGUAGCCGUCUCGGCUCUGCUGCUUCGAUGCACCAAGGGCUGAUGGGAACAUCUGCCGUGGACUGUCGCUUAACUGUGAAAACAAAAAAAUGUCCACAUGCCCUUUUAUCCCACCCCGCUCUACCUUUACUUGGACCUCCACGAGACUUUGUACAGAAAAUUUGGAAGGAGGAUUUCCUCAGGCCGGCGGGCUAUGCAGUGACUGAUGACGACUUGUCGCCUUGUGAACCCAAAGUGUGACGAUACCCUGCUCACUUCUCUGCCUCACUUUGCAGCUCUAAGAAUUUACAUUCUCGGAAAAAAAAAGGAAACAAAUGUUUGUUUUCGUGUUUAAAAAAACAAAAACAGGACUUAGCAACAUUAACAUCACCUGUUUUGAAAAAGGAAUGCAUAUCGGAGGAGGGAGACUGCUCAACUUUAAGAUGUUCGGGAAAUGAAACUAACUUUUUCCGCGUUUGCCAACUAGUUGAAUUCAAACUGUCGAGCCUCCCGCCCGCUCCAAUCAGGUUAGCAACUCCGCCUCAGUAGCCUUACUUGGAGUGCUUUCACACUUAACUUUCUUUGGUCCCUUUCAGUUGAUUUAAAAAAAAAAAAACAAAAAAAAAAACAAUUUGUGUUUUAACAAUUUCUAGACACAAAUCUUGGGGGGAAAAAACAAACAAACAAAAAAAAACCCUCUCAACACACCCCACACCGCAGGGUAACCGCUCAGGAUAGUCUUUCAGAGACCUCCGCGAAUUUGGAACUUUGCUGACCCAAGGAGGAAAAAUGCUCAAAAUUGACUCGAUUGUGUCUACCCCACUUGAGAAAAUGUUAACUUUCUCAUAACAUUGUUGCAUUUAUCUUGUAAUUUUAUUUGACUUUUGUUGUGGCCCUAAUUCAACUCCAUGACGUUCUGUUUUAUUUAACUUUAAAAAAAAAUGCUAUUUGGCUUUGGGCCACAACUAGUCCGGGACUGGACCUUGUACACCCCUUAAAGUGCCCUGUGCCAAAUUCUCGUGUUCUGCAGUCUGCAAAACUGCACCACGUUUACAAACAGAUCAACUGAUUGGGAUCAGAGAAAGCAAGCUACUGGUGUGAAAGCACAACUUCCAGAAACCUCUCUCACUAUACACCAUCGAAACAGAUACCUCAAUCAUCUACGGAAUAACUUUUCAUGUCAAUAGUCUUGAAGGGAACCAAACAUGAACUCAUCGCGCGCACGUCCACGCUCUUAUCGGAGCGUCGUUGCGUAGAAGACGGCCGCGGAGUACAGUCCCGUUGCCAGUCGACAGGUCAGAGUGUGUGAGUGGAUCCCAAUGUUUUAGACAUUUUUACUUACUCUCAUUUUCUGGCUUUGUUCUCAUUUCUGGAGCAGCAGUCUUUUUCUUUUUUUUUUUUUUAUGUCCAGAGUCUGCAGCUGCGCUUCAGCGCUGCAUUAACCGAACAUACUACCUCUCCCUUCAGCACAUAAAUUCAGUCUACAGUAUCUUAUAUAUGUUUUUGUGUCGCAUCACCAGGAUUGUGUUUGAUCCCUUUUUAAUUUAACACUAACUGAAAGGAUAUGUUUGUCGUGUACAGUCAUCAUUGUCCCGUUUUGAUCUCUUCAAAUGCAGCAUGAUUUUUACCUCAACAUGGCACAGAAUAAGCUUACAAAUGUAAAGUCAGUCAUUCGUCACCUCAGAAUUCAAACCAGUGUGUGUGUGUGUGUGUGUGUGUGUGUGUGUAACUCCUAGUGGUAAUGAAGAGCCUCCUAUUGUCAACUUGUCAGGAAGAAAUGCAGUAGUUAAAAAGUAGUAGUUUUUAGAGGCUUCUGAUUUCACAACUAGUUGUUCAUCAAUUUGUUGUGUGUAUCUAAUUCGAUGAGUUGAUAAUUCCUCCAUACGGGUUGACAGUAAUAACGGCCCAUAACUACGAUGUGGCCCGUGACAAAAAUGACUUUGACACCCCUGAUCGAGAGCAUCAUCAGUAAAACAAAAAGAAACCUGAUCAAGUAAAACCAGCAUCAAAUUGGAAUGGAAAAAAUACGAUAUAUAUUUUUUUAAAUCAAAGAACAUAAAACCAUUAACAUCUCUCAUAAUUAUGCUAGUUCAGUGCAACCGACAGCAGUUCUAAAAAUUCAAAUGCUCAUUUCGGCCCCCCCGAGUAUGAACAGCUUGUCGAAAGAGGAUGUUUGAAAUCAAUUUACUGAGUUAAUACUGACGCUGUCGCAGGAAGGCCACACGCGCACAAAAAAAUAGUCGUACUGUUAAUAAAGUAUUCAUAUUUAAUGUAUUUUCACAAUAACAAACUUGUAAUAUUUCACUCGUAAUGUUGUCCGAAAAUGAGUAAUUUUUAAAUAGUCCUAAUGUAAUGAAUGAAUGGUGAAAGAAGUUGUCAUUUCUUAAGAAUAAAAACACAAUGGGAGGAAGAAGUAUGCGAACCCCUUGAGAAUUUCUGCAUAAAUUGGUUAUGAAAUGUAGUCCGAUCUUCAUCUAAAUCACAAGAAUAAACAGUCCGCUUAAAUUCAUACCAUACAAACAUUAUAUGUUAUAUGUAAACAUUCACAGGAGAGGGAGGAAAAAAGAGGCUACAGAUGCUCCAAGGUGUGAGACAAGAUUGGAGGUGUGGCUUAAAGCUGCUCUGGCCUCUACAAAACACGCUGUUAAGCACUGUUACUUCUCUUCCCAGGAGUGGCCGUGCUCUAAAGAUGGCUGCAAGAGACCAGCGCAUAAUGCGUAGUGAGGUUAAAAAAAAAAAAAAAAAAGAAGCUUAGCGUGCCAGUUGCAGACUUACAGAAAUCUCUGGCACUUGCCAACAUCUCUGUUGACAAAUCUACCAUAUGUAAAACAUGAUACAAGAAGAGAGUUCCAGAAGCCAUUACUGUCUCAAAACAAAAACAAAAAAAACAUUGCUGUUCCACAGCACUACUGGCAAAAUAGUCUGUGGACAGAUGAAACCAAAUUUGAAUUGUUUGGGAGGAACAUGUCAUGUCAUUGGUGGAUUUAAAAAAAAAAACAAAAAUGGCACACAUUGAGAUGCUUGUGGCAUGACCUCGAGACAGCUAUUCACCACACUCGCCAUCCCGAGAACUGCAACAGCUCCAAAAUUCAUCCUGAUCCGUUGUGCACAUCAGAUCUGCAACCCCAGGAAACCUUUGGUUGAGGUUUUUGCUGCCAAAGGAGGGUCGACCAGUUAUUAAAUCCAAGGGUUGACUUACUUUUCCCCCCUCCCUGUCCUGAGAAUGCCUACAUGCAUGCUCUAGAAAUAUAGGAAAACAUCAUUUUGGUAUUAAGUUCCGCACAGCGUUUUAUUCUUACGCUUUAUCUGAUCAGACUACGUUUUAUAAGCAAUUUAUGCAGAGGUUUAAGAAAUUGCAAAGGGUUGACAUACUUUUUCCUCCCACUAUAUGACAUUUAUCAUUUUUAUUCAGAAAGUCGUGUGAUCCAUUUUUGUUAGGAUAGUCGUAGCUGGGAAGCUGUCGACGUGAAGUUCUAAAUAGCAUAGGAACAUCUUCUAUACAUGUAGGUAGAACAUGAUUCAUUCUCAUUUUUGUUGUGGUUUUCUUUUUCUGUUCAUUCUGACUUAUUUCCUGUAGUGUUUGUUUUCUUUUCUUCUUCUUGUUUGUCUUUUCAGCGCGGUCCUAAUAUAGGCUCGUUAAGAAGGACCGCAGGCUGGCUCAGCGAAAGGUUUCAUCAUCGAACCCAAACUGAGCUUGCGUCUCUUUGUCCGCUUUGCUCCCGUAUCGCUCGUCUCCUUCAAACCUUUCAUUCGGGUUGUGACAUUGGGAUCCCAUUUUUAGAUCACGUCGAUAGAACUAGCGUUGUUGUUUGUUUUGUUUUUCCACCGAGCUCCCGCCACUCCCAAGCCGUCACACCGCAGCUCGGACCUGACCUCGGCGAACUGCCUUCUUUUCUUCAAAAAAACAAAAACAAAGAUCACUUCACUUGUUUGCUGGUGCCUCUUUUUCUCAGCUUGCAAAAAUCCUUCACAGAUGUACUGUGAAUGACACUCUCACACUCACACACACACACACACACACACACGCCCACAGCCUUCUGGCCUCACCACUUGCAUUCUAUCAGCGAUGGACGCUCUCCUCGGUCUAUGUUCCACCGUCGGCCAAUCCCCUCUCCUGGUGGAGAACUUCACAAAAUAAUCCAAAAGCGUUCACGGAUUUCUAGCGGUUCGUCCUCCCUCCUAGAUAUGUUUCACCCAGUAGAAGAAACUGUAGUUCACCACUAUGUCGAGUCAAACAUAUUGUUUCGAUGUCAACACAAACAUAUCGAGUUGACCCAAAAGUCGUGUGUGUUUUGUUUAAUGUAAUACAGGUUGGCAUGGAAAACAUGAUGUACAUGUUCCAUUAUUUGGCUUUUUUUGUUUUUUGAACGUCAGCAUAUUAAAGGGCAGUUUGCAGUGUUUAAACUGCUAGCGAGAUUUGAAUGGAGCCUCACGUCUCUAAUCCCCGCCCCUGAGCAAAGCCACACCCCCUUCAUUAACGCCAACAAGCCAGAGUCUCAAAUAUGGCCUUUGCUUAUUGCAUGCAAUUAUGAAAGCGCGUCGAGUCGUAAUGAAUAGUCUCAAGAGGAACGCGUGUCCAGGUUCAACAAAAUAGUAGGGCCAGCAGUAACAAGCUAGCAUUAGCACUGUAAACAAGCCUUCGUUAGCCGCGGCCGCUACGUUCGCUGCAUGACUUACUUGCAAUCGUGUUACUAUAACACUAAAGGUUACCGGUUUAAGAUUUUCAACUUACUUGUCAAGCAGGAAUGUUGCAAAUUCUGCAUCAUUUCUGAAUCUUCAGCUGCCUGACAUCCGUUUGCUUUGCCUCUGUUUGCUAAUCAUUUAUGCUCAGUCGAUGGGACAUUUCUUUUUUUUUUUACAUUUUCUGGAGGUGGAUAUUCCGCCAUAGUUUGAGCAAAUCUCCUGAAGCCAAGGUAGCAGGUCAACGCGACGCAAAUAAUUGAUUCAUGCACUCCUUCUAGCUUUGAUUGGUUGUUGUUUUUUCUCGGGCACGGUGGUUUUUUUCUUUUUCUUUUAAUCGAGUUAGCGUACAAGAUGGGGCUAGAGAGGGAUGGUUUUCUUUCACAGAUUGUUUUUUUUUUUUCUUCCUUUUUCUUUCAUAUACGACUACUGUCAGGUCUUACUGAAUGUUUUAACAAAAUUGACUUUUUUGUUUUAAUUAUUGUAAACUUCCCUUUCAAGCAAAGUCACUGCUGAAAAAUGUAAAUGUUUUGUCAGCCUGGUCCACACUGUUGUGUUUUAUUCAGAUAAAGUUCAUGUGAGGAGAGUGGCUGAAUUGUGAAGUAUGGUUAUGUUUCUGCGCUACCUCUUUCCAAUGUAAUGCGCUUGCUCGCUCGCUCGCUAGCUUGCGCAUCCGCACGCUCACGCACCUGUCCAAGCGACACCCACGGGGCAAAUGCAGACUCCCAGACAGACGCUGCACACAUCACAGUGCACUUGCUUCUCCCUCACCAGCAGUCUCUUGCCAAUGAUGCACUUGUAUAUUGUGUUUUUUUUUUUUUUUUUUAAUGUCUACAUGAAUGCGCCAUGUGCAUUUUUCGAGUCCAAAUCUUUCAACCGAUGCACAUAAUUGCUCAGCUCAGUUGUACCUUGGUGUGCCUACAACCCACAGCCUUAUUUGGGGACAAUAUCAGGGCUUUUAACGCACGACGAUCUUUCUUUGUAGUGCUGAUGAUGAUGCUGUCGUAGCGCUUCGUAGCUACACUUUUGUUCGGGUUGUUUCACCAAAUGACGUAGUUGUCGUUUUCAACAGUAUCCUGCUCAUGGGAAACUUAUUUAUCAUACAGCCUAAAUCAGUUUUAUGAAAAUCGAGACAUCUCUCUCGAUUUGUAUAUUUUCUCAAUUUCACUUCAUGACAAAACCAAAACAGAAAUGUCCAAGGUUUAUGUAAUCAGCUCAGCAGACUGUGAUCUUUCAUCGUUUUAAUAUACAAGCGGUACAGUUGUAAUGGAGUCGCCUCCCAAGAGAAGUACCACCAUGCAGUAAAACCUGCCAGACCUCAUUGCGUUAGGGUUAGGUUUUUUUUUUUUUUUUUUUUUUUUUUCUUCUUCUUCCUGUUUCAUCAUCACACAGUUGCCAUGCCAUCAUUGUAGAUGGCUCCAUGACUACAAAGCCCUCUGUGUUAGCAAGUACUUUUAUACAUACAGGAACUCAACUGCUCUGGCCAUGUCGCUGUGUUUCCUUUUCUUUGUUUUUUUGUUUUUGUGCUGUUCUCCCUGCAUUUGAUCCAUUGUACUUCGAUUACAUGCAUUGUAUCUAGUUUAAAAAAAAAAAAAACAACAACAACAACAACUGAUUAUGCUUGGAGCAAAUCACAAAUAAAGCAGCUGUACAUAAUGAUGCAAAACUA